This is a messenger RNA of Aureobasidium melanogenum CBS 110374, 744 nucleotides long. RefSeq lists its product as uncharacterized. The record is from RefSeq and is a predicted model, not a curated record. The transcript has a single exon. Bases 1 to 744 code for a protein of 247 amino acids. Lineage: Eukaryota; Fungi; Ascomycota; Dothideomycetes; Dothideales; Saccotheciaceae.
AUGUGUUUCGGAGAAUGGCUGAGGCCGAAUUCUGAUAUCCUUACAGGCUCUUGGGUACAGCCUAACGGAAUCAGAGAUGCGCUACGAGAUUUCUUGCCGCAUGAAGGUCAAAACCAUGUGACCAUGAAUCUCUUCACGCAAAGCCAUGAAAUCGACGUUCAUAAUGGAGCAAGUGUCCUUCAGCUGUUUGAGAUAGCGGAGUGUGAGCGUCGACGCUUCGGGAAAGCGUACAAGGCACUGCAAGAACUGGACGAUUGCACGCACAUUGGAUCUUCAGACCCUAAGGUGUCCCCACAAGAGUUCUGCCACCGGCCGCUCCAGAAUACUCCAUUGUAUCGCCCUCGCUCAGAGCCAAUACUUUCCUUACGCAAUCUUCAGUGCAUUGGAACUCUCCUGCAUCAGUUGAUCGAAGCAGGGAAGAACAAUAUCGAUAUGAUGUCAGACUCGAAAAGGCGGUUCGAUGCCUGCUUCUUCGAGGCGAGCGAUUUGGCCCAUCAAAUAACACGACUCGGAAAUUUUCGGAGCAUGAUUAACACAGAGGAUCGCGGUGACGGGACGUAUGACAUGGUGAUUAGCAUUCAGAUCGGGAGGCUGGAGCAAAGCCGGGAAAAUGAGAAGUGUGUCAGACAGACCAUAAUCUCAUCUCUCUUGAGUUACACCGAGACAACUCUCGAAGAGUUUAGGGAGCUUUUUAUGGUUGAUGGGCACUACGGCGGAGAGCUUGAAAUUCCCUUGGGUCUAUGA